Messenger RNA from Cervus elaphus (red deer), 5997 nucleotides. RefSeq lists its product as uncharacterized. Gene Ontology annotation, biological process: virion assembly; proteolysis; DNA integration. Gene Ontology annotation, molecular function: aspartic-type endopeptidase activity; zinc ion binding; nucleic acid binding. Lineage: Eukaryota; Metazoa; Chordata; Mammalia; Artiodactyla; Cervidae. The record is from RefSeq and is a predicted model, not a curated record.
AUGGGGGGACCGAGAGAGUCCGGAGAGGGGCUCGCAGACUGCGGGCCGGCCCGGACCCGCCGGAGGCGGGAGCAGGUCGGGAGAGAAGCUCCCACAGGUGAACCGAGAGGAUUAAGAGGGCCAACGGGAACCGACCGUGACGGGGGACUGGCAUUGGGGACCCGGGGGAAAACUAAGGGAGAUAGGGAGCCCCAAGGCCUCAUUGACCUCUUAGAUUCCAUUUUGUUCACUCAUAAUCCCACCUGGGAUGAUUGUCAGCAGCUGUUGCAGGUGCUCUUCACCACGGAAGAACGGGAGCGAAUUCUGGCAGAGGCACGGAAACGGGUACCAGGGGUCGACGGGAGGCCAACCGCCCAGCCUCAUCUUGUGGACGAGGGGUUUCCUCUGUUGCGGCCUAACGGGGAUUUUGAGCAGGUGGAAGGUAGGGAGCGUCUCCGAGUGUACCGCCAGACUCUAAUGGCUGGCCUGCGGGCUGCAGCAAGAAAGCCGACAAAUCUGGCAAAGGUAAAUUCAGUAAGGCAAGAGCCCACUGAAAGCCCGGCAGCCUUCCUAGAGAGGCUGAUGGAAGCUUUCAGGCAAUAUACACCUAUGGACCCCCAGGCUGAGGAGUCACGCGCUGCAGUUUUGUUAGCGUUUGUGAAUCAGGCAGCCCCAGAUAUUAGGAAGAAAUUACAAAAGGUAGAGGGAUUGGGAGAACAGACAAUACAGGAUUUACUGAAAGUAGCUGAAAAGGUAUUUAAUAAUAGGGAGACCCCAGAAGAAAGGGAAGAGCGAAUUCGGCGGGAGGAAAGGGAAUUAGCGGAAAAGAUCAGGAAAGAAGAGAGGGAACAUAGGGCGAGGGAAAACCGGAAGAACCAGAAGGAGCUAGCCCAGAUUCUUUUUGCGGGGUUAAAGGCCGGAACAGAAUUGAGGGAACCUCGAGACCCCCGGACGGGAGAAAAAGAAAAACCAAAAAGGCAGGCCCUAAAGAAGGAUCAGUGCGCCUACUGCAAAGAACAGGGGCACUGGAAAAACGAGUGCCCUAAGAGGGACUCAAGGAGAGGAAUGACCCAGAGAGAGAAAAUCGCCCCCGGAACUCGAGUUCUAUAUGCGGGGGAAGACAGUGACUAGGGGAGUCGAGACUCGGCACCCCUCCCCGAGUCCUGGGUAACCAUACAUGUGGAGGGGAAACCCGUUGGCUUCAUGGUAGAUACUGGCGCCCAACACUCUGUUUUAAAUAAAAAACUGGGACCAAUGUCUAAGAAAGCCAGCUUAGUGCAAGGAGCCACGGGGACAAAAAGAUAUUGUUGGACCACAGAACGGAAAGUAAAUCUGGGGACCCACCAGGUGUCCCAUUCGUUUUUGGUGAUACCAGAAUGCCCAGCCCCUCUACUUAGAAGAGACUUGUUGACUAAAGUUAAUGCUCAGAUCCAUUUUGACCCCGGGGGAAUGUCAGUCACGGAUGGACUUGGACAACCGAUACAUGUCUUGUCCCUAGCCUUAAGGGAUGAAUACAGACACUUUGCGCUUAAGUCCUCAGAGACCGUAGCACUAGAUGUACAACCGUGGGUCCAUAAAUAUCCAUUGGCCUGGGCAGAAACAGCAGGAAUGGGACUGGCUAAACAGAGACAUCCGGUCGUCAUCGAGCUAAAGGCCGAGGCAAUUCCUGUGAGGGUGAAACAGUACCCUAUGAGCCAAGAAGCUCGGCGGGGGAUCACUCCUCACAUUCGACGGCUCAUGGAGGCCGGAAUUCUCAGGCGAUGCCAAUCCCCUUGGAACACCCCCUUACUGCCGGUGAAGAAGCUAGGGGGGACAGAUUACAGACCUGUCCAAGACCUGCGAGAAGUCAACAAACGGGUGAGUGACAUACACCCAACUGUCCCUAACCCGUAUACCCUCCUGAGCAGUUUACUGCCUGAGUACACUUGGUACACUGUGCUGGACUUGAAGGAUGCCUUUUUCAGCCUACCCCUGGCAGUCCAGAGCCAGGAGAUAUUUGCCUUUGAGUGGACUGAGGGGGAAGGCCAACCGGUAGUACAAUUAACUUGGACCCGCCUCCCACAGGGGUUCAAGAACUCCCCUACCUUGUUUAAUGAGGCUCUGAGUGAGGACCUCUACGAAUAUCGGGCUUGCCACCCAGAGGUCAUUCUGCUACAAUAUGUAGAUGACCUUAUGUUGGCUGGAACCACAGAGGAAGCUUGCGGCCGUGCCACUGGGGACCUAUUACAAACCCUAGGCAUCUUGGGGUAUCGCGCUAGCGCAAAGAAGGCACAAAUAGCCCGGCAAGAGGUCACCUAUUUGGGGUAUAAGAUCAGGCAGGGGCAAAGGUGGCUAACUCAGGCCAUGAAAGAAACAAUAUUGCAGAUACCAGAGCCCAAAAACCCCCGCCAGGUGAGAGAGUUUCUGGGGACUGUUGGAUAUUGCAGACUGUGGAUUAUGGGGUUUGCUGAGAAGGCCCGGCCCUUAUAUGAGGGAAGUAAAGAGACCCCAAAGUGGACUUGGACUGAGCCAAUGAAACAGGCUUUCCAGACACUCAGACGGGCCCUACUAGAAGCCCCAGCCCUUGCACUGCCUAACCCAAAUAAGCCAUUCCAGCUGUUUGUAGAUGAAAAGCAAGGAAUAGGAAAGGGGGUCUUGACUCAACAAUGGGGACCAUGGAAGCGGCCGGUAGCAUACCUUUCGAAACGAUUAGACCCGGUGGCCGCUGGGUGGCCCCCUUGCCUUCGCAUCAUUGCAGCUACAGCCCUCCUCGUCCGCGACGCUGACAAGCUGACGUAUGGACAGCAACUCUCGGUUUACACCCCCCACGCCGUGGAAGGGGUUUUAAAGCAGCCGCCGGGUAAGUGGAUCUCCAAUGCCCGCUUGACACACUACCAGGCCUUGCUUCUCGAUGCCCCACGGGUGCGUUUUCAGACCCCUUGCUUCCUAAAUCCGGCCACGCUCCUACCCAACCCAGAGAAGGACAGCCCUCUCCAUGAUUGCAGUGAGAUACUGGCUGAGGCCCUGGCGGCAUGAAAAGACUUAACUGAUGUACCCCUAAGCAACAGUGAGCUAGUAUGGUUCACCGAUGGGAGCAGUUAUGUAAAAGAUGGGCAAAGGAAGGCGGGAGCCGCCAUAGUUGAUGAUUCAGGGCAGACGAUAUGGGCUGAGACACUACCCCCAAACACUUCUGCACAAAAAGCAGAAAUGAUUGCCCUAAUACAGGCUCUGGAGCAAGCCAAAGGGAAGAGAGUCACCAUUUUUACUGACAGCCGAUAUGCUUUCAGCACUGCCCAUAUUCAAGGUCCCAUAUACCAAGAAAGGGGAUUUCGGACAGCUGAGGGAAAAGAGGUCAAAAAUCUGCCUGAGAUUCGCAGGCUUUUGGAAGCUGUCCAACUACCCCGGGCAGUAGCGAUAGCACAUGUCCCCGGUCACCAGAAGGGAGAAGACCCUAAGGCGCGGGGCAAUCGUGCUGCUGAUGCGGCCGCUCGAGAAGCAGCUAGCCGGGACUAUGCUGCCCCCAUAUUAGCCGAUACCACCCUCCAGAAAGAUGACCAAGAUGGAUGGUACCGAGACGAAAACAACAACCUGAUCUUGCCUGCCACCCUGGGUCGUCACCUGUGUGAACACCUGCACACAACUACACACUUGGGAGAAAAAAAGACCCUAACACUUCUCCAGAUGGCCUGCCUGAGGUUCCCUCGACAAAAUGCAACUGUACGAGAGAUAAUUCAAGCCUGCGAAGCGUGCCAGCUGAUGAGGGCAGAGAAGAAGCAGCACUCGGGAACGAGGUACUGAGGGGAAAAGCCAGGGCAACAUUGGGAGAUAGAUUUCACCGAGGUAAGGCCAGGCAAGUAUGGGUACCGCUAUCUGUUGGUACUGGUAGAUACCUUCUCGGGGUGGGUAGAAGCUUUCCCCACUAAGGGAGAGACAGCAAUAGUGGUUGCUAAAAAGAUCUUAGAGGAGAUAGUGCCUAGGUAUGGGCUGCCAGUGACUAUGGGCUCUGAUAGUGGACCUGCCUUUGUGAGCCAGAUUGUACAAGGGCUGGCCCAAGCUCUGGGGAAGAAAUAGUUACAUUGCGAAUAUAAUCCCCAGAGCUCAGGACAGGUUGAGAGAAUGAAUCGGACCCUAAAAGAAACUUUGACAAAGUUGGCAAUAGAGACUGGCGGGGACUGGGUGACUCUCCUCCCCUUUGCACUCUUUCGGGCACGUAACACCCCUUAUAAGCUGAAUCUUACUCCUUUUGAGAUUCUGUAUGGAAGACCCCCUCCUGUGUAUCCUAUUUUCGAAGGAAAAUGUCUGCCACCCCCUACUUUGGGACAAUUCCAGCAAACUCUGAUAGCAUUAAGUAAGGUGCAUAACCAUGUUUGGAAAUUGAUUCGAGAGAUACAUGAGGGCCAAAACAAGAGGGCCCUCCCCUCACAUAAUAUUAGCCCAGGUGAUUGGGUUUGGGUAAAACGACACCAAUCUAAAGUAUUAGAACCUAGAUGGAAAGGCCCUUAUGUCGUUCUCCUUACCACUCCUACCGCUGUCAAGGUUGACGGGAUUGGACCCUGGGUUCACUGCAAUCACAGGUGGGAUGUCGGAAACAGAGAUCUAGUUAGCUUCACCUUCAAGGACCGUAGACACCAGGGGCCUCAGGUACGAGUACGAUUUAACCAGGAACGGGUGAAAAAAGAAAACCGCUGGACCUCAGGACUGACUUGGGGUUUUCAGCUCCACGUAAAUUGGCCCGGCCCCUACCCAGGCGAGCUUUUAAUCAUUAAACAGGUUAUUGAGCCGGUGCAGGUACAUAGUUUAGGUCCCAAUCUGGUCAGAGCAUUACAGGGGCACAAGGCGACCCCCAAGCCAACCCCCUUUAGACCAAGCUUGCCAGGAACAUUUAACAUCUCCUCUACCCCGAGCCUCAGAGGCAAACUGACAGAAACCCCUGGCCCUCUGGCUGUUACCAUUAGCUCAGCAAUUCAGGACCCCCUAUGGGCCUUAGUGAAUGCAGCCUUUACGGUCUUAAACCAUACCAACCCUAAUGCAACCCAGUCCUGUUGGCUUUGUUAUAAUCUUCACCCCCCCUUCUAUGAGGCCAUAGGCCUCAAUGUCUCUUACCACUUAUCUUCAGGCCAGAACCCACCCCCAUGCCGAUGGGAAGAACGCAAGGUUGGCCUCACAAUGAACGAAGUUUGGGGACAGGGACUCUGUUUGGGCACAGUGCCACGUGAUAAAACUUCCCUCUGUGCCCGGACUAUUAGUAACCUACGCUUAUAUGGCAAAAAUUGGAUUGUGCCAGAGGUUGGGGGCUGGUGGAUUUGUUCACAUACUGGGCUAACCCCAUGUUUAAAUGUGAAGGUUUUUAACCAGAGUCAAGAAUUCUGUGUCCUGGUUGCUGUAAUGCCAAAAAUCUUAUACCACUCUGAAGAGGUUAUGUACUCACAUUGGGACCGAGAAUUGCCAAGACAAAAGAGAGAGCCAAUCAGUGCGAUCACCAUGGCAGCCUUGUUCAGUCUUGGGCUGGCAGGAGCAGGGACAGGAAUAGCUUCACUAUCUCUGCAAGGCCAAGGGUUUUCUUCCCUACGAGCCGCCAUAGAUGAAGAUAUAACUCACAUAGAAGAAUCAAUCAGCCACUUGGAGAAGUCUCUGACUUCCUUGUCUGAGGUGGUCUUGCAGAAUAGGAGAGGAUUGGACUUGAUUUUUCUCCAACAGGGUGGGGUCUGCGCGGCUCUGGGAGAAGAAUGUUGUUUCUAUGCAGACCAUACAGGAGUGGUAAGAGAAUCUAUGGCAAAAGUAAGAGAAGGGCUGGCGCAACGAAAGAGGGAACGGGAGGCCCAGCAGGGAUGGUUUGAGUCUUGGUUUCAACGCUCCCCCUGGCUGACCACCUUAGUUUCCACCCUCCUGGGCCUGCUUAUAGUGCUAUUAUUAACACUCACGUUUGGCCCUUGUAUUUUAAACCGGCUAAUGUCAUUUAUUAAAGAACGUCUAAAUACCAUUCAGAUUAUGGUAUUGAGGCAGCAAUAUCAGAUGGUAUCCCAGGAUGAAGAGAAGGAU